GCAGUCCUAGUGGUGGGGUCUGUCGCGUGGCUACCCCUUUCUUCUCCCGGGCUCACGCCAUCUUGCUCCCCCCGCCCUCCAAGCCGAGUCACCUCUACUCUUUCAACACUCUUUGCCCCUACCCCGCCCGUUUCCUAGAGUAUCUUGGGCCGCCGCAGCAGAAACCGCUCCUUCUCUGCCCCCACAUUCUCCACGCGGGACCCGCAGCCGUGCCUACAAGUGUUCUAAAAGCAGAGAUGACUAAUACUGCAUCUAGUCCAAUGUCCAACACCGCUUCAAGUAGUGGAAGAAGUGCAGGGAAGUCUAUAAGCUUUGCGUUUGAAUUACAGAGUAUGAUAGAAAUAAAUCAUUUGGAUUUCAGCCUUCUAUUUGAAAAGACAAUCCCACAGGAUUAUGUUUCUGUUGCUUUUGUAGACAGACUCCAAGGAUGCUGGAAGAGAUUUAAAAUCUAUGAACUGUUUUCUUUAGGCGAUGCUAGGAGGCCUCUUCAUGAAACAGCAGUUUUGGUAGAAGAUGUGGUGCACACUCAGUUAAUUAAUCUGUUACAGCACGCUGCUGAAAUUUCUCAGCUACGUGGAGCAAGAGUAAUCUCUGCUGAAGAUCUUCUGUUUUUGAUGCGCAAAGAUAAGAAAAAACUCAGAAGACUACUAAAAUAUAUGUUUUUCCGAGACUACAAAUCAAAGAUUGUCAAAGGAAUAGAUGAAGAUGAUCUUCUGGAAGAUAAACUGGGUGGCAGCAGUAACACAAACAAAAGGCAAAAAAUUGCUCAAGACUUUCUCAACUCUAUUGACCAGACAGGAGAACUGUUGGCGAUGUUUGAAGAUGAUGAAAUUGAUGAAAUUAAACAAGAGAGAAUGGAGAGAGCAGAAAGACAAACACGAAUGAUGGAUUCAGCUCAGUAUGCAGAAUUUAGUGAAAGUCGACAAUUAAGUUUUUCCAAAAAAGCCUCCAAAUUUCGAGACUGGUUGGACUGCAACAGUAUGGAAAUAAAACCUAAUGCCAUUGCUAUGGAAAUUUUAGCAUAUUUAGCAUAUGAAACUGUGGCACAGUUGGUGGAUCUGGCUCUUCUUGUGAGGCAGGACAUGGUAACUAAAGCAGGGGACCCUUUCAGCCACGUCAUUUCUGCAACUUUCAUACAGUAUCACAACUCUGCUGAAGGUUCUUGCAUGAAGUCUAACUCAGACUCCCCUGAGAACACACCUCCUCCUACACCAACAGCUCCAUCAUCCGGAUCACAGCACUCAGGAAAAGCCACAUCAGGAUCCCUAGGGAAUGGGAGUGCUGGACAAGACUCGGCUAAAACCAAGCAAAGGAAAAGAAAAAAGAGCACUGUGGCCUGUGGUGUUGAGGCUCACAGCGAUGCCAUCCAGCCCUGCCACAUCAGAGAGGCCAUUCGACGCUACGGCCACAAGAUUGGCCCCCUGUCCCCAUUCACAAUUUCUUUUUCUUUGACAGAGUGCCUACCGCAGAAAUGGGAUGGCUUUUCUAGCCUGCUGAUGUGACAGUGACUACAACAACAGGAGAGGCAAUGUUAUAUUAAGAUGAUUUCUUUUCCCCAUCUUGGACAAAAUAAAAUACAAGUUUAACUUCUCUGUGUCCUAAAUAGUGGGCUGGUUUGUUGUGACUGUCAACUGACUGACUCCAGCUCUUUUCCAGCCCCCUCAGUGCUUAGUUUUGUUUACUAGAUGGGCCAUUUAGCUAAUUAACGGCAGGAUGUUUGGGAUGGUAUGUAGGUGGACAAGAAUGCAGAUCACACAAUUUUGAAAUUUUAAUUUGGAAUGGAUUUACUGCUAUCGGCUCACACAUCUUAAAACUAGUAUCUUUUUUUUUUUUUU
Messenger RNA from Choloepus didactylus (southern two-toed sloth), 1835 nucleotides. It is a transcript of the gene SUPT3H, whose product is annotated as SPT3 homolog, SAGA and STAGA complex component. Gene Ontology annotation, biological process: transcription by RNA polymerase II. Gene Ontology annotation, molecular function: protein heterodimerization activity; transcription coactivator activity. The transcript has 13 exons. Lineage: Eukaryota; Metazoa; Chordata; Mammalia; Pilosa; Megalonychidae. Bases 237 to 1502 code for a protein of 421 amino acids. The record is from RefSeq and is a predicted model, not a curated record.